AUGGAGGAGGAAGCACAGCCCACCCAGGAGGCCUUGAAAAAGAAAAGGACCUUCCGAAAAUAUACGUAUAGAGGUGUGGACUUGGAUCAGCUGCUUGACAUGUCGAACACUCAAUUAAUGGAGCUUUUACAUUGCCGUGCAAGGAGGAGGUUUUCUAGGGGACUAAAGCGCAAACCAAUGGCUCUGAUUAAAAAGCUGAGAAAAGCCAAGAAAGAAGCUGGACCAUUGGAAAAACCAGAAGUCGUGAAAACACAUCUCAGAGACAUGAUUGUGGUUCCAGAAAUGGUUGGAUCCAUUGUUGGUGUCUAUAAUGGAAAAACAUUCAACCAGGUUGAAAUCAAACCUGAAAUGAUUGGACAUUAUUUAGGGGAGUUCAGUAUCACAUACAAACCUGUAAAGCACGGAAGACCAGGUAUUGGUGCUACACAUUCUUCAAGGUUUAUUCCUCUGAAGUAAAGCAUUUUGUACCCUAAAAGUCAAUAAAGUGUUGUGUGAAUAAAUGUUCUAUUGCUAGCUUUUUUAAAAAUAAAAACAGUUUCAGUUGUUGUUGAUAA
This is a messenger RNA of Uloborus diversus, 554 nucleotides long. RefSeq names its product 40S ribosomal protein S15-like (gene RpS15). Gene Ontology annotation, molecular function: RNA binding; structural constituent of ribosome. NCBI's taxonomy places the organism in Eukaryota, Metazoa, Arthropoda, Arachnida, Araneae, Uloboridae. Gene Ontology annotation, cellular component: ribosome; cytosolic small ribosomal subunit. The record is from RefSeq and is a predicted model, not a curated record. The transcript is spliced from 4 exons. Gene Ontology annotation, biological process: translation; ribosomal small subunit assembly. The coding region runs from base 1 to 456 and encodes 151 amino acids.